CUCGAGCCGGACACACAAAAGGAGACAGAGACACGAAGCAGGUCAUCGCCAAAGGACAUUGUAACGCUCGGCUCGGGAAGAACAAAACCUGGGGUUCCAUUCCGGAUAAACCUACCCUAUGAGAGUACGUAAUCGUACGCAUACCAGAGGACCACCAUCAAAGGAUAUAUUUGGAGAGGAGACCGCUGGAGCUCUAUCCCUAUUGUGAAGGAACGUUUGGCACUCAGACCCUUGAAGGCAGCUGCCACAGAAGACAACCCCAGACGGCCAAAACCAGAGGAAGAGAAAUUCUGUCGGUUAUCCGUGAUAGAAGAUGGCCGACCACAUGGAAAAGACGUCAUCUGUCAACAAAGAAAGACCUGAAGCUGACCUUCCACCUCCACCCCCUCCAGACUCGACUGAAGCUUCCAUAAUAGUUUCCGGGAACCAAGACCACCCCGUACCUCCUCCUAAAGAAUCUUUCUCCAAGUUUUACGAGCAGCGCCAAGUUAACGAGUUGAAAAGACUUUAUCGUCACAUGCAUCCCGAGUUAAGGAAAAACUUAGAGAACACCGUGACCCGUGACCUUUCUGAGUUGUUGAGCACAGAUGAAGAAAACCAACAGGCGUUGGUGAAUCUUGAUGCCGGACUGCCGGUUGAGGUGCAAUCAAUGCGUUGGAUCUUCGAGAACUGGAAGCUAGACUCCAUCGGGGAUCAUCAAGGCAGCAAGAGACUAACAGACGAGGAGGCCAUACUUGGUGGAAAUGUAAAGGACACGUCAUUGAAGUUUCAAGGGGAAAGCUACCCCGAUGGCAGGACGUCUGGUUGCGAAAAGACAGGAGGAGACCAAACCAAAGGGGACGUAAAGACAGCCUUGUGGUUAUUUGAAACACAGCCUCUUGACUCGUUAAAUAAGAUCUAUCCGGAUGAGACCGACGUACAAGAAGCUGUUUUGAAAGACUCUUUUGUAAAGGGCGAUGUGAAGGGAACGAAAUUUCUCUUCGAAACCCAUUCGUUAGAUGAAGUAGGCCGUUGCAAAUCAGUAGAAGAAAACAGUAUCCUUCAACUGAAAUCAGAAAUAGAAGAGUUGAAAGGGGACGUGAAGAAGACGGUGAAGUUGUUCCAAACAGAACCUUUGUGUGCAAUUAGAGACCAGAUGGGGAAUGUCCACGAAAUUAAAUCUAUCUGCAGGGAAGAAACUCAAGGUAACAGUGUAAAUACGGCCAGAUGGCUCUUUGAGACCCAACCUUUGGACACCAUCAAUAAGGAUACAGCCGGCGUCCGCAUUAUUCGAGGCAUUUCUCUGGAAGAAAUAGAGAAAGGAGGUGUUAACGCAACCAAAUGGGUAUUUGAAACUCAACCACUGGACACCAUUAAAGAACAUAUUGAAGAAGGAGUCUUUCAGGCUUCAGUAGAUGACGGUGAAGAAACCAACAAGGCCUUUCAGAUAAAACCUCUUGAUACGAUGAAAGCUCAUUCUACUGGUAAAACCGUGUGCACAGAAGAUAUACAGGCAGGCGAUGUGAAGUCCACUUUGUGGCUAUUUGAGACCCAACCAAUGGAAACACUUAAGGGAAAUUUUGAAGUUGGAGAGUUAAAAAGGGUCGACCUGAUGAACGAGGAGAAAGGAGACGUUAAACAGCGAAAGCAGAUGUUUGAAACGUGUUCAUUGGACAAGAUUUCCAGCUUGAACGUUGAAUGCACGAAAAAUCAAGGUGAAGAAGAAAUCAUAAAGGGAGAUGUGAAGGUAUUUAAGAAUCUCUUUGAAACCAUUCCCUUGGAUAGCAUUAAAAAGACCAGCGGUGUCCAAGUUUCCAAUGAAGAAGACAUCAAAGCAGGGAAUGUGAAGGCAAACCAAGCUCUAUUUGAAACAACACCCCUAUAUGCUAUUGAGGAUAGUCUGGGCAAUUACCAUGAAGUCACAUCGGUCAGCAGAGAAGAAGUUAUGAGCGGGGAUGUUAAAAACUACAAAUGGAUGUUUGAAACAAAGCAGUUAGAUCAAUUUCAAGAAAGCCCCCCAAAAGUCGAUAUCAUUAAAGGCAUCACAAAGCAGGAGAUUGUUUCUGGCGAUGUGAGGACGGCACGGUGGCUUUUCGAAACUCAACCAGUUGAUGUGAUUCAUCAAGACAAAACCGCAUCAGACAAACACCCAUCGGUACAGCCGGAAGUCGCGGAAAAGGGUGAUGUUAAGAAAUGUCGCUGGUUGUUCGAAACCCAACCCAUCGACAGAUUGUGUGACAAAUCGGGGGGAAAAAAGGAAAACGAAGCAGUGCUCCAGGGGGAUGUGAAAUCCUGCACAUGGAUGUUCGAAACUCAACCAUUAGAUUCUUUGAAGGAAACGGGCGACCAGUACAUAAAAGUCAGCUCAGCUUUCCACGAUGAUAACUUCAAGGGAGUAAAUGUGAAAACUACAAAACACUUGUUUGAGACAGAACCACUGGGCAACGUCUCUUCCAAGAGUGAAUUAAGGAAUAUCGUACGCUACUCAAGCAGAGUCGAGAUACAGUCAGGGGAGGUUUCCAGGGUCAAGGAAAUGUUUGAAUCGAAGCCCAAGGAGAUAACUAAAAAAGCGGACAUCCCCAAUGAAGAAAACAUCCAGACUGGAUCCGUCAAUAAGUUCACUUGGAUGUUUGAAAACCGUCCGUUGGACUCCAUGGAAUCCGAUAAAUGUGGCUUUAAAGAACUGCCACCUGAAAAAGAUAUCCAGGGUGGAGAUGUUGGUGGGAAAAAGUUCAUCUUUGAAACGUGCUCAUUAGACCAAAUCCAAAAGGAAUUCGAUGAAACGGAGAUCCAGAAAGUACAAGAAGCAGUGAGUAAAGGAGAUGUCCGGUCCUGCACUAUGUUGUUUGAAAGCAAGCCUCUUUACGCUAUUCAGGACAAUGGCGGGGAGUUCCAUGAAGUUACCUCUGUGAAGAAAGAGGAAAUUUUAAAAGGCGACGUUAGAGGGGCAAAAUGGUUGUUUGAAACCAAACCUCUUGAUAUGAUCCACAAAGAUGAAGAGGUCUUUGUGAUCAGGGCAGUGACGCAGGAAGAUAUCGAGAAGGGAUGUGUCAAGUCUGCUCGAUGGAGGUUUGAAACGGAACCUCUAGAUUCCAUCACGGAAUACAAGAAUCAGGCGAAAAGGACAGUGGACGAUGUUCAAAGUGGGGAUGUUCGACUCAACAAGCAGCUCUUUGAAUCACAGCAGGUGGGCCAGAAGAAGUAUGUUAGAUUGGUCAGUGUCAGCGAUGUCCAGAAGGGCAACGUGAGGACAUCUACCUGGCUCUUUGAAAACCAACCUAUUGAUUCUUUGAAGGGUGAGUCUGAUGAGCAUUACGGAAUCGUAACCGUACAAAGAGAAGAUAAUCAAAAGGGGGACGUGAAACGAUGUACUUGGUUAUUUGAAACACAACCAUUAGACAGUCUUAAGGACAACGAAGUUCCUUUGGCUCCCCAGACUCAAGAUGUGAUUCCCCCGGCGAAUGUGAAAAGCACAACGUGGUUGUUUGAAAGCACGCCGCUUGACAAAUUUCAAUUCAAGCCCUCAACUAGCGUGGAAGAAACAGAGAGAAACGUAAAGCAUACAUUAGAUGCAUUUCUUUCCAGCAAAAUAAUUCAGCAAAAAGGUAUCGUUAUUGAGUUUUUUGAUCACGGGAAUGUAAAAAUGGCAAAGUAUCAACUUAGAUCGCAAAGGGAAACAGAGAUAUUAAAGGAAGAAAGACUUGGAGGGAACCUGCAAAGGAUACUGUUACAGUUGCUUCAUAGAAGUGACUUAGAACCCCAUGGGUUGCUGGUGCAAGAGAGCAGUGAUGGCGGACUGCAAACAACCAAGCUGAACCUACUAAUUCCUGAUGGGUCUCCAGAACAAGAUGAAGGACGCGUCAAGGAUGAUGUUUCCAGAGCUCUUCAAGUCUUGGCAAAUGAAGAUCUUGCUAUAAAAAAUGGUAUCAUUAUGGAGGAAAGUGAGAAGGGCUCGGUGAAAAUCAUUGUCUACUCUUUUUCAUCACAUUGUAACGUUAAUGCUGCUGUGGAGGAAAUAACCAAAGGCGAUGUUAAGUCAACCAUUGGAAACCUUAUGGCCUGUGGUCAAGAGCAAAGAUCGAAAGCCUCUGUCUUACGAGAAGAAAAUGAAAAAGGAAAUGUCGGUCUGUACAAAAGCUGCAUCGAGAAGGGAGAUUUGGCCUAUUUAAAAAGCCUGCAGGAAGAAUCUGAAAUAGAAGCUCUUACACGUUCUCAGAGCGAGGCCACGGAUCGGGAUUUAAAUGCCCCAUUCGUGCAACCGGACGUAAUAAAGGCUUCUAAAUCGACUUGUCCCAAGGCAGAGCCAGAGGCAAGCAAUAGAGAAGGUGGAAGACAAGUCAGUGAUGCGCUGAAGGGUUCAACAGUGGCUGAAAGCAUUACUAAGAAGGAAAGCCCUUCUGGGAUUGAGAAGGAACGUUUAGUUGGUGGUCUCCAAAAAGAUUCGACAAGUAAUAGCGAUCUACAAGCUGCUCUUUUGGAUCUCAGACAAGCCACAGCGGAAGCACAAAGCAUUCAACAGCAUGUCCAGAGCAAAUCUCAGAAGAGUAUCCAAAAGGUUCAGAUGAGCAGCGAGCAAAUAACAGCAGGGACUACGACGAGUUCAGCUCAAUCAAACCAAAAAUGCGAGGAACGUGCCACCGCAAGGCACACGGCUAGCGCAACAGCCACGGCUCAAGAGUCACAGAAGUCCUUUGCAAGUCUUCAGAAGUCUACAGUGUCCACCAAAAAGGUCAGUGCUUCAGAAAAGGAAGAACAGGGACAGGAAUUAUUUGGAGCUGGCCAGGAAUCUAGAAUGGGCUCUAGCACAGAAAGUGUAAUUGUUGAUUCCCCCAAGCCAAUGAAAAACUUUUUAAAUCCUUUUAUUGAUUCUGACUAUAAGAUGCAACCAGAGGAAGAAGAUCGUGAGCACGAUGCUAUCAGGGGAGAUGUUAAGGCAGCUAUCAGGGCUUUACAGAAUGCUUCAACAGGACAGAAAGAAGUAGAAAAGGAGGAAGUGGUAAGAGGUAACUUAACAUCUACCCUGCAGUCUCUGGAAAAGUCCAAUAUAAAUGUGUCGCAAGGGGACUUUAAAGCAGCCAUGAUAUACAGGAACGCAGGGCAGUCAUAUUCAGCUUGUAGAAGGAAAACCGAUGCACAACAGAUUAGUUGUGAGACUAAGGCUGAGGCUCCAUUGAAUUCAGGGCAACGGUCUGACCAACCCUUUCCUCCUCCUCCUUCAGCUGCUGUUACUGGACAAGAAAGCCACCAGUUACCAAAGGAAUGUUACACAGAAGAAAUAAAAGAAGAGGGUUCAAAGAUGAACGAUUCUGUUCCAAAGACAUCCGAUUCUAAUAAGGCAAGUGAAAAGACAUUAGACGAGAAAGCUUUAAAUAUACCCCAAAGAGAAAAGAGACAAAAACCAGUUCCACCUCCUAAGCCAAAACAUCUGCAAGCAACCUCGCACUGUGCUCCACAUCAAAGACCUAGACCUCAGAAGACGCAAAACACAUCCUCUCCACAUUCUGACCCUACAACCACGACAGAUAAACCAUUAGGUUCUCCGGCCUACCUGCAGAAGCAGGACCAGUGUCCAGAAGCCCAAAAACGUAAUGUCCAUCCUUCAAAAGUCAACACAACAGCGUCGAUUCUUUCACACAAUGAGGUUGCGGAAAUUGAUAGGAUGGUUUCCAAAAACCAAGCAGAAGCGGAAAGAAAUGCUACUAUCUCCAUGGUGGCAACUGUACGUGAUGACCAAGCCAGUGACGUCCCCGCCCAACCAACAGAUCCCGUGAAACCUCUCUUGGACGAACGUCCAUCGCACCUUAGUCAAGAAGUCAAGGGUGAUGUCUGCCAAUACUGGGAAACACAAGCUAUCGCAAGAAGGAAAAAGGGUGUUACGAUAACCGAAUCAAAAGAUAAUCUUAGUCAAGGGGAGAGUCAUGGAGUGGUGAUGAGGGUCAAACGUAAGCAGGAAACCGAAGAUGAGAAACGCAAGAGGUUAUCUGUGCACAAGGACGAAAUAAUGAAAGGGAAUGUGAAGGCUGCUAUGGAUAUUUUUGAAAAUCUGAGAAAACAGGAAGAGUUACAGAGCAUUCUUAAUAAGGUGAGAGAAUUGGAGGAAGACACCUGCAAAGUGGACGUGCGGUCAAUGAGAGGUUUAUUUGAGAACGUUCAGGAUUGGAUCGAAAGCAGCGGUGAUGAGAACAAGAGUCAACCGGAGCUACAGGAGACCGAUAAACAAGAAAACAUAGAUCUAACGAAGGAAGACACAGAAAGCGUAUCAUCGGUGGAACUCGCUUUUGAGGAUCUUGAAAAGGCAAGUACAGAAAUCAAACUUCUGAAAGAGCAAACGUUGGCGAGACUUUUGGACAUUGAAGAAACCAUCAGAAAGGCCCUUUAUACUGUUUCCAAUUUAAAAUCAGACUCCGAUAUCGCUGGGUUGUCAAGUCUUUUCCGCGAAUCCCUUGGAACAUCCACCAACGCAACUCCUGGCAAUAACAUCCGGAAAAUAAGCAUUGUUUCAAGCAAAUCAAAACACGAGAAAUCCGUCAACGUUUCCCAGCAGAAAUCCGCUGAAGAUGGAUACCAAACGAAGAAAACAGAACUAGAUGUCAUCAACGUACCCAGCCGUACCAUUUCUCCUACCUCCCCGUCAUUCAUUACAAUCGAAUCUGCUGCCCGGAAGCCGGUGCAAAACAAUGGGAGCCACGUACCGUCAGUGUCGCAACAAAAUGGACAGUUGCCCGAACCAUUACUUGGUUUGGGGCAAAAUUCACAGCCCAAACUCUGCUCAACGGCAAGUCCUCUAAACUCUCUCCGCCAAAAAAGCGUUCUAGAGUUAAAAACUGGGCCCGAGAGCCCCAAGCUGAUCGGUACCACAGUCGUAACGGAAAAAUAUGAAGAAUGUGAUCAAUUUGGCAACAAAAUAAUCAGAUCCAAAACAUCAACCACAGUCACAAAGCAAUCAGACACUCAGAGUUCCUCGACGUAUGAGGUGGUGUCGGCACCUCCUCGGUACGAAGUGACAGCAUCUCCUGUUCUUAGAAGACACGCGAUGAGCUCUUCAGAGACUUCCACCAGUAAAGCCGGUGAAACAGGCGUGGUGUUUGUUACAUUCGGCAAUUCCAAAUUAGGAAAAAAAUGAGGAUUUAACAA
This is a messenger RNA of Spea bombifrons (plains spadefoot toad), 7113 nucleotides long. RefSeq names its product xin actin binding repeat containing 1 (gene XIRP1). Gene Ontology annotation, cellular component: stress fiber; focal adhesion. The record is from RefSeq and is a predicted model, not a curated record. NCBI's taxonomy places the organism in Eukaryota, Metazoa, Chordata, Amphibia, Anura, Pelobatidae. Bases 314 to 7102 code for a protein of 2262 amino acids. Gene Ontology annotation, molecular function: actin filament binding. Gene Ontology annotation, biological process: actin filament organization; actin cytoskeleton organization. The transcript is spliced from 5 exons.